AUGGGAAAUUCAGCGUAUAUUGCUACAAUCAAAGUAGUGUUAUUAGGAGAAUCGUCUGUAGGAAAAACAGCUAUAGUGACUAGAUUUACAACUGGGGAAUUCCAAACUAAUAAUGCCACAAUCGGUGCUGCAUUCACAACGAAGGAGCUUGAGUGGGUUGGAGAAGAAGAUGAUAUUUCUAGAAAGGUAAGGUUUGAGAUUUGGGAUACAGCAGGUCAAGAAAGAUACCGUUCGUUGGCUCCGAUGUAUUACAGAAACACAGACGUUGCUGUAGUUGUAUUUGAUGUUACUCAACCUGAAAGUAGAGAUAAAGCGAAGUCAUGGAUUGAUGAACUCCAUUGUUAUGUGGAAGACUAUAAAAAAGAUGAUAUUGUAGUACAAGUUGUUGCGAACAAAUCUGACCUUAUAGUACGAGGGGAAUCCGAAGAUGUUUGGAACGGUGUGAAGUUGGUUUCUGCAAAAACUGGAGACGGUAUAGAGCAGUUAUUCAAGGAUAUAGCUGAAAAUAUGCCACUUGAUAAAUUCAAAUUGGUCGGAGGUAAUAAUGAGCUGGCGAAUGUCGACGAAAACACAUCUCGUAUAGAGCUGGACUCUGUACACCGGGCGAUAAAUAAUGCUUCAUGCAACUGCUAG
This is a messenger RNA of Kluyveromyces marxianus DMKU3-1042, 633 nucleotides long. It is a transcript of the gene YPT10, whose product is annotated as Rab family GTPase YPT10. Gene Ontology annotation, biological process: protein targeting to vacuole. Gene Ontology annotation, cellular component: late endosome; endomembrane system; endocytic vesicle. Bases 1 to 633 code for a protein of 210 amino acids. The record is from RefSeq and is a predicted model, not a curated record. Lineage: Eukaryota; Fungi; Ascomycota; Saccharomycetes; Saccharomycetales; Saccharomycetaceae. Gene Ontology annotation, molecular function: GTP binding; GTPase activity. The transcript has a single exon.